GGAAAAAGCCACUUGCCAAAAUGUAUCUCGCCAUAGCUCUCCUAGUCCAAGUGGCCCUGGCUCUCAGCGCACCCCUCGAUGACCUCACAGCCUGCCUCCGCACCGCUUCCGUACCCAUCGCAUCCUCAACCCCGACGCCAUACAACCUCCGUGUCCCUGUCAAACCACUUCUCGUCGCCGUGCCGACCACGAACGCACAAAUCGCCUCCGCGGUCACAUGCGGUUCCAAGAGCGGUGUCAGGGUCAGCGCAAAGAGCGGCGGACACAGCUACAUCUCGACCGGGUACGGCGGCGAAGAUGGUCAUCUUUUGAUAAACCUGGACCGCAUGUACAGCGUGACUGUCGCAAGCGACGGGACAGCCAAGGUACAGGCUGGUGCAAGGUUGGGACACGUAGCCACGGAGCUGUAUAACCAGGGGAAGCGGGCGAUAUCGCACGGGACAUGUCCAGCUGUUGGUGUGAGCGGCCACGCCCUCCACGGAGGCCACGGCAUGGUCUCUCAUACCUACGGCCUUGCCACAGACUGGAUCAAAGCCGCGACAGUCAUCCUCGCCAACGGCACAAUCACGCGCUGUUCAGCAACGGAGCGCCCUAAUCUCUUCUGGUCCAUCCGCGGCGCGGGCUCAUCCAUGGCAAUCGUGGCAGAGCUUGAGUUCAACACCUUUGCCGCGCCUGAGAAGGUGACAUAUUUCGAUAUUGAUUUGGUCUGGGAUACGGUGAAGUUGCCACAGGUUCUUCUAGAUACGCAGGAAUUCGCAAAGACUAUGCCAGCGGAGCUGACGAUGUCAACGACGUUCAACAAUGAUGGGAGUUAUCUGAACGGCGCGUAUGUCGGCGAUGAUGCUGGCUUUCGCGCGGCGGUGCAGCCUUUGCUUGCGAAGAUUGGGGCCAAAGUGUCUAGUUCCAAGACUUUUGGAUGGAUCGACUUUAUUAAGCACUAUGCGGGUGUGACGGAUAUCGACGUGACGACGGCAACAUACAAUGAGCACGACAACUCCUACGCAUCAAGCCUCACAACCCCCGCCCUCACAAAAACAACCUUCCAAUCCCUCGUCGACGCCAUCGCAAAGAACGGCCUCGCCCCAACCCGGUCCUGGUACAUGCACAUGAACUUCCAUGGGGGCUCAAACUCGGCCGUGGCGCGGCCCAAGACCAACGAUACCGCCUACGUCCACCGCGACAAGAUGCUUCUCUUCCAGCUCAAGGACGCCGUCACGACGAGUCAGACGUACCCUUCCGACGGCUUUGCGCUGCUCCAGGGGUUGAGGCAGAGUAUUACCAAGAGGCUGAGCAGCGAUCAGUGGGGGAUGUAUGCGAACUAUCCUGAUUCCCAGAUUAGUGAGAGCGAAGCGACGCGGUUGUACUGGGGGAGUAAUCUGAACAGGUUGGAGUGGAUUAAGGCCGAUUAUGAUCCGACGGAUGUGUUUCAGUUUGUGCAGUCUAUUAAGCCUGCCGAAUAGGAAGUGAGCUUGUGUAGUAGGGUACUUUAGGAUAGUCCUGGAAGAGCGCGUGUCGUGAAGAAAGUGCCUAGGGAUGGCAUCUUCACGAUGAUAUAAUUGAGAGCCUUGCCGGAUUGAUGAGGUAGAAUCUAGCAGUGCAAAGAACUUCCCUCCUUCAUUUGAGAGAGUCUGAUGAAGAAGCAAACUAACAAGUAGCCAAUGUAUAGUAUCACGACAACAUGGAGAAAGAUAGAGCAAGAUGGGGAGCGUGGAAGUCAAAGGCUGGGAGAGAAGUUCUGGCAGAAAAAGAGAAAGAAAAAGGUGAACAUGCGUAUACAUGGUACGCGUAGGAAGGAUACAAAAUACAUGGCUUAGCUUAGGCUCGGAUGAGGGCAUGGCUUCGUGGCCUUUUACAUUAUAAUAUUACAUAUACAGCUAGGUAACAUUU
Messenger RNA from Colletotrichum acutatum, 1887 nucleotides. RefSeq lists its product as uncharacterized. The record is from RefSeq and is a predicted model, not a curated record. Lineage: Eukaryota; Fungi; Ascomycota; Sordariomycetes; Glomerellales; Glomerellaceae. Gene Ontology annotation, molecular function: FAD binding; oxidoreductase activity. The coding region runs from base 21 to 1460 and encodes 479 amino acids. The transcript has 3 exons.